GAGGACAAGGCUUUGAUGGUGGUGAAGAAGGAUCCUCUGUUCUUCGGACCUCCUCCUCCCUGUCUGCCGCCUGUCAACAGGACCAAAUGCCUCAGGUUGAACCAUGAGCUGCGAGGCUGGGUCCAUCGACAUGAGGUGGAGCGGACCAAGACCAGACGCAUGAGCAACAGCCAACACCGAGCAAACAGGACUAUCCCUGUACGCACAGUACUGAUGCAUCUAGUAAAGCAGCACCCUACACGCAACCACACACACUGACACACGCGCAC
This is a messenger RNA of Oncorhynchus gorbuscha (pink salmon), 269 nucleotides long. Its product is annotated as cyclic AMP-dependent transcription factor ATF-6 alpha-like. Gene Ontology annotation, cellular component: nucleus. The record is from RefSeq and is a predicted model, not a curated record. Bases 16 to 258 code for a protein of 80 amino acids. Gene Ontology annotation, biological process: endoplasmic reticulum unfolded protein response; regulation of transcription by RNA polymerase II. Gene Ontology annotation, molecular function: DNA-binding transcription factor activity, RNA polymerase II-specific; RNA polymerase II cis-regulatory region sequence-specific DNA binding. Lineage: Eukaryota; Metazoa; Chordata; Actinopteri; Salmoniformes; Salmonidae. The transcript is spliced from 2 exons.